Molecule: messenger RNA, 712 nt
Organism: Paramecium pentaurelia
Lineage: Eukaryota; Ciliophora; Oligohymenophorea; Peniculida; Parameciidae
Source: the annotation of a GenBank genome assembly
AUGUUUAUAUAUUUAAUUCUAAUUUCACUUGUCUUAACUAUUCAAGGUGUUGAAAAAUCAAAAUUAUUUUCAUAUAGAAUUAUUGCUUUAAAAGACUAUGACUUUUUCAAUCAAUUACAAAUAGGUAAAUUUGAUAUUGAUUGAUAAGAUAAGAAAAUGGAAAAGCCUUGGUUAGUAUUUUUUUUUAUGGAACAUGAAUAAUAAUCUAAAGAAUUUAUACCAAUAUUUGAUAAAUUAGCAGAGGAAUUCAAAACUACAAAUAUGUACUUCUCAGCUGUUGAUAUGUAUUGAAUUGAUUUAGAUAAGAUAUGAAAAUGAAGAUGUUAGAGAUAGAAUAGUUGUUUAGACAUUUCCAUAAUUAGUUUACUUUGAUAUGAAUAGUCUAAUGUAUAGAUAUAAUGGAGAAUUGACCUUUGAAGGUGUUUCAAACUUUGUGAAGAAUGAAGAAUGGAAUUAACUUUAAGGAAAGAAAGUUCCUAAAGAAAUCAAUUAUUGGAAGAGAUCCAUAAGAAAGCUGACUGGUUUUGUUGCUGUAAAAAUAAGUAAUAAUUAUCAUUAGAUUUUAAUUUACUCAAUAAUUUUUAGUAUAAUUGCAAUAAUCUGUUACUUUUAAAAUAGAUCACAAAAAAAUUUACUAAAGAAAAUUAGAAGAAUUGAUAUAGCACAAUAAAAUAUCUAAGAAAAGAAAAAGAAAUAUAUGAAGAUUGAAUGA